This is a messenger RNA of Pseudo-nitzschia multistriata, 2018 nucleotides long. The record is from the annotation of a GenBank genome assembly. NCBI's taxonomy places the organism in Eukaryota, Bacillariophyta, Bacillariophyceae, Bacillariales, Bacillariaceae.
CCCUACAKCAGGUCGAUCGAAAAGUCAGGCGGGGCGGCUCCAUUCUUAAAGGUYUAUUAUUGUAUUGUACCAAUUUCAUCCACAAUGAUAUUAUCAUCGAGUAGAUUCUCAUUGUUCCUCGCAUCGGGGUCGCUGGUUUUGUUUCGAUCAGAAGCCUUUGUUCCCACGAGUAUUUCGUCCUCUCGAUCAACGCAACAAUGGAUGGCAGGAGGAGAAGGAGGGGAGAGCGAGUGGGUCAAAGCCCUUUUGGAAUCGACAGCGCCCGUUCCCGGUGCCUUUGAAGACGAAAUGAAAAUGAAGGGUCUGCUUGGAAAAAAGAUSGACGGAAAUCCAAAGCUCAGCGCGAACGCCAGACUCAUAAAUUGGUUGAGCGAGGAAGGAGACAUGUACCUGAGCGAAGAAUCGUCGUGGGGUGAAGCUCCGCAUCCGAUGGCCAUUUCCACGGAAACCAAGGACGAAAUUACGAACGAAUCGUCGGGACGAGGUCUUUUGGCACGCCGUGACAUCAACGACGGAGACAGUCUUUUGAAAGUACCUCUGAAAUUGUGUUUGACGAAGGCUUCUGCUAGAAAAGCUCUCGGAAAGGAUGUCCUUCCGAGAGAGAUCAACGAGUACCUAGCGAUUGCUUGCCAGUUGAUCCACGARCGAUACGUUCUGGGAGAAAAAUCCUUCUGGAAGCCUUACAUCGACGUUCUUCCCGAAACCGAAGAAGUGAACCCGACGUUCACUUGGAGCGAUGACGAUCUAUCCUUUUUGAAUGGAUCUCCAAUUAUUGCGGCUACCAAAUCACUGCAGAUGAAACUCCAACGGGAAUACAAUGAUUUGCUGGGUGGCGAAGACGGUCUAAUCAGUAAACACCCGGACCGAUUCCCUAAAGAGGUACGUUCCUUACGCAAUCCGUUUUGGCUUUAGUGGAGGGGGGAAAAAAAUCUUUAGCGCAGCACAGUAGCUCCGUUAGCUGCCUUCUUCACAAACCCAUCACUCAAAAACCGUGCCUUGAAUUGACCACGAUUCGUACGACCCUAUUCCAAUAGCAUUUCACGUAUGAAAACUGGGUCUGGGCCUUCACCAUGCUAUUUUCUCGUGCCAUCCGACUUCGCAGUCUCAGAGAUGGCGAGGCUCUCUCCAUGGUACCUUAUGCGGAUCUUAUCAAUCACUCACCCUUUUCUCAAGCGUUCAUCGACGCUAGGGAAGGUGGCGACUGGCUCUUUUCUAGUGGCGAAGAAGAAGUGAUUCUCUAUGCCGACCGGGGUUAUCGCCGAAUGGAGCAAAUUUAUAUUUCGUAUGGUCAAAAAUCGAAUGCWGAGCUCUUGCUUUUGUAUGGAUUUGCAGUCGAGAGAAACCCGUACAACUCUGUGGACGUGACCGUGGCGAUUUCCCCGCUWACGAAAUCCUUUGUAAAGGAAUCGGGAGACGAGAACUUGAUUGUUGAUCCUUUGGCGGACGAGAAACUUGCAUUUUUGGAGUCGGUAGGGAGGGAGAGUUUGGUCGACUUUCCUUGUUAUGCUGAUCGAUACCCAGUGGAACUACUCGAAUAUCUUCGGUUGAUGCAAAUGACACCCGAAGAUACUCGUGGAAAACCUUUGAAGGAGUUCGACUAUGCUCGAUCAAUAUCUAUGGCGAACGAGGCUGCGGUGCUCACAUCGGUGAUCAAUGCUGUCACGCGACAACUGGACAAAUACCCAAACACGGAAGAAGAGGACGCCGCUCUCAUCAAGGACAAGGCUAUGUUCCGUCUUCUCUCMUAYAACCAACGAAUGGCCAUCCGUCACCGAAGAAACGAAAAACGCUUGUUGAAGCGAACRAUUGCUGCGCUCGAAAACCAAAUUCGAAAGUCUGGUCUUGACGAGGUCGAUCUURAGCGCGCCGAGGGAAGCACUCUGGGACAACUACUGCCUGGAGACGAACGCAGAUAUGGAAUGAAACAGAGGACCGCCCUCGAGGAUAGACUCGAAAAGAUGGGUCUGCCCGUAGACAUCAGAAAGUAAUGAAAGUAGAAAUGAAACUCAAGUAGGGAA